AUAAUUUAAUUAAUUAAUCAAUUAAACACCAUUUGUUUAUUCUUUAGUUUAAUAAAAAAAUAGUCAGACUUAUAUACAAAUAUAGCAAGCAUUAUUUAGAAAAGUUUAACAGAAUUCAAGGAUAUGUCUCAAGCUAGUCUAUUAUAUUAACACUCUCCUAUUAGAACUAAAUUUGAGUAUAACAAUUUUGGGGAACUUAUUUAAAAACAAGGAUCACCAAGAGUUGCAUUUGCUGAACCUGCACCAAAACCUUAAUAAUUUCUUAUGAAUGGAUACAACAGCUAAAAUAAUUAAAAUUAUGAUAGAUAAAAGUAUGUACUAGCAAACUAUGAAGAUCAAUAUAAUAAAAUUAAAUAAAAGUAAUUUUCUUCUGAUAAACCAAAUAAUAUGGCAUUUGAUCCUAAAAAUUAUAAAAUGUAGUUAGAAAGGUUGUAUGGAUAAUAAAAUCCUAGAUAUUCUAAUGCUACUAGCACUUAAAAUCCAUUCUAAAGAGCUUCUUAGGAUAUAGUUAAUCCAAAAAAUGAUUUAAGCUAGAAUCAUUUAUCUAAUCAAAAAGUAUACUAACCAAAAAAUUAUGGGUUUUAGGAUUAUCAAGUGAACAAGGACUACGAUUAAGUACAAGCUUCUCCAAAUACUACAAGAUCACCCUAAUAAAGAGCAGCAAAUAUAGCAGAUAUGUAUGGCUCUUAAUCAUCGUUAUUUAAAGAUGAGAGGUAGGUUGAUUUAUCAAAUUAAAGAAACGAUUAGCACUUAUAUGUGGGAGAUUUAUAUAAAAGCUUAAGACCUGAAUAUACAAACUUAAAUCUGCGUUCUCAUUUAGAUAGGGUAAUAAAACCCAACGAUGUACUAGAUAUAGGGGAUAAAAAACGUUUUUUAUCAAUAGGUAAACACUAAGAACCUAUUCUAUCAAAUUAAUAGGCACUAAAAACUACUAUGGAUAUGCUUAAUUCUCCUUAAUAAUAGUAUCAAUUAAUAAAAUCAUAAUCUGUAAAUAAAAUUGAUCCACUUUAUUUACUUGAGAGAGAGAACAGACAAUAUGCUCUAUCAGUAAAUGAUUCUGUAGAUUCAAUGUUCAAUAUAUCAAAAAAACUCAGAUAAUUUAAAGAUAUGAUCAGACAUUCUACUAAUUAAAGUGAAAUGGCUCACUUAAAAUCAGCUGUUUAGCGUAGAAUCUUUUCAAAAACUAAAUAAGAAGAAAGAUAGUCGAAAUUAGUAGCAUUACUUGGGUCAGAAAUGUAUUAAUAGCCAAAGCCUUAGUUUAUUUAUUUAUAAAACAGAAAUUCUUGA
This is a messenger RNA of Tetrahymena thermophila SB210, 1287 nucleotides long. RefSeq lists its product as hypothetical. The record is from RefSeq and is a predicted model, not a curated record. The transcript has 4 exons. NCBI's taxonomy places the organism in Eukaryota, Ciliophora, Oligohymenophorea, Hymenostomatida, Tetrahymenidae.